Messenger RNA from Nycticebus coucang (slow loris), 3097 nucleotides. It is a transcript of the gene PUF60, whose product is annotated as poly(U) binding splicing factor 60. Gene Ontology annotation, biological process: mRNA splice site recognition; regulation of alternative mRNA splicing, via spliceosome; alternative mRNA splicing, via spliceosome. Gene Ontology annotation, cellular component: precatalytic spliceosome; catalytic step 2 spliceosome. The coding region runs from base 1110 to 2975 and encodes 621 amino acids. The record is from RefSeq and is a predicted model, not a curated record. Gene Ontology annotation, molecular function: RNA binding. The transcript is spliced from 12 exons. NCBI's taxonomy places the organism in Eukaryota, Metazoa, Chordata, Mammalia, Primates, Lorisidae.
CUUUGUGGCAGCUCUGGGAGACAGAUCACCCCACUUCACAGCCAAGGAGCCUGAGGCCUGGAGAGAGACAUCAUAUGGCCAGCCGCAAGUUACUCUUUUGUCUUCCAGUGGGAAGUACUGCUUUGGCUUUAGCUGGUAAAGUGUGACAGAGUCAUGACUCUGGUGCUGAGGGCCACCAGAGAGUGAUGGCAUGUGACUAGCUAAGAUCCCAAAUGACCAAUUCCUCUAGGGUCUGGUUAGCACAGCAAGCACCCCAGGCUCACUGCCCCUGAGGACUUCCUUAUACUGGGGAUGGUGUGGGGAGUUCUGUGUAAUGCCCACCAGAGGACUGGCUUUUCCCACAAGUCUCUUCUGAGCCAUGACUUGCUCUCCACACUGUCCUGGCCCAUGUGUUGGCUGGCUGCAGAUAAUUUGGGAUCAGGAAGUUAAGAAAGUGCCCUUGAAUUUGCCUGUGCACAAGUGCCUGGCUUGUCUUGAUGUGACCUCUUGCCAUGGGCACCUAGAGGCAGCCUCUGCUGUGGGCGUGCUGGCUGUAGGUUGAAACUUCGAAACUGGGGCACAGUUUCUAAGCAGCAGUGGGUGUGAAUUGGGUGCAGCUGUUUUGGUAGCAUGCAGAGCGACCUCAGUGUCCCUGCCCUUUGCUUCUCUGUCUGGCAAAGCUGGACUUGUACUGCUGUCCCUCCUCUGGGAACCAGGGUACCUGGGACAUGAGCUGGCGGGGUCAGCCUAGCUGGCUUUGUCUAUGCACGUGGGUCUAAGGGUGGAUACUAACUGUUCCCUCAUGUACUUAGAUAUUUGUAGGUGUUGUCCUUGAGCUGGGAGCAGGAUGAGGGCAUUCUGCCCUGGGUUACCACUGUGCAGCCCCAGGGUGGGUAGGGUGGGGUAGGUUUUAGGGCCCUUCUACCAAGUCCCCUCUCCCCAGUAUUGGGGGAGGGGACUUGGUAGAAGUCCCCUAAAACUGUCCAUCUGCUUGUGACCUAUCUCUGCCCUGCCACCAGAGAAGGCCAUGGUGGGCACUGCUCCUUUUGUGCCCCUCUGGGCAUAGGUCCCUGGAGUGCAGACGGCCAGGCCCUCAGCUGCCUUCCUAGCAGGCAGACCCUCACCUUUCCAUGCUGCUCAGAGGUGUUUUCAGGAGGGGUGGGGGACAGCUGGCUUGCCCUCCAGCUCCCUGCGGGAGAGGGUGGCUUUCCCUGUCUUGGGGCAGGAGCACAGCCUGUUUUCUGCUCUUUCUUCCCGUCCCUUCCCCGUCUUCUCACUGCAGUCGGGCCUACCCAGUAUCUGCUUCUGCUUCUUGCCAAGGCCCUGGGCAGCUGCAGCAGGUCAAUGGUCAACAAGGAGGGGGGUCCGAGCCAGCGGCGGCGGCGGCGGCAGUGGUGGCAGCAGGAGACAAAUGGAAACCUCCACAGGGCACAGACUCCAUCAAAAUGGAGAAUGGGCAGAGCACAGCCGCCAAGCUGGGGCUGCCUCCCCUGACGCCCGAGCAGCAGGAGGCCCUCCAGAAGGCCAAGAAGUACGCCAUGGAGCAGAGCAUCAAGAGCGUGCUGGUGAAGCAGACCAUCGCACACCAGCAGCAGCAGCUCACCAAUCUACAGAUGGCAGCAGUGACAAUGGGCUUUGGAGAUCCUCUCUCACCUUUGCAAUCGAUGGCGGCUCAGCGGCAGCGAGCGUUGGCCAUCAUGUGCCGGGUCUAUGUGGGCUCCAUCUACUAUGAGCUGGGAGAGGACACUAUUCGUCAGGCCUUUGCCCCCUUUGGCCCCAUCAAGAGCAUUGACAUGUCCUGGGACUCUGUCACCAUGAAGCACAAGGGCUUUGCUUUUGUGGAGUAUGAGGUCCCUGAAGCUGCACAGCUGGCUUUGGAGCAGAUGAACUCGGUGAUGCUAGGGGGCAGGAACAUCAAGGUGGGCAGACCCAGCAACAUUGGGCAGGCCCAACCCAUCAUUGACCAACUGGCUGAGGAGGCACGGGCUUUCAACCGCAUCUACGUGGCCUCUGUGCACCAGGACCUCUCAGAUGAUGACAUUAAGAGUGUGUUUGAAGCCUUCGGCAAAAUCAAGUCUUGCACACUGGCUCGGGAUCCUACUACUGGCAAGCACAAGGGCUAUGGCUUCAUUGAGUAUGAGAAAGCCCAGUCAUCCCAAGAUGCUGUGUCCUCCAUGAACCUAUUUGAUCUGGGUGGUCAGUACUUGCGAGUGGGCAAGGCUGUCACACCCCCUAUGCCUCUGCUUACACCUGCCACACCUGGAGGUCUCCCACCUGCUGCUGCUGUGGCUGCAGCUGCAGCCACAGCCAAGAUUACAGCUCAGGAAGCAGUAGCUGGAGCAGCGGUGCUGGGUACCCUGGCCACACCUGGACUGGUGUCCCCAGCACUGACCCUGGCCCAGCCCUUAGGGGCUUUGCCCCAGGCUGUCAUGGCUGCCCAAGCACCUGGAGUCAUCACGGGUGUGACCCCAGCUCGUCCUCCCAUUCCGGUCACCAUCCCCUCUGUGGGAGUGGUGAACCCCAUCUUGGCCAGCCCUCCAACACUGGGUCUCCUGGAGCCCAAGAAGGAGAAGGAAGAGGAAGAGCUGUUUCCUGAGUCAGAGCGGCCAGAGAUGCUGAGUGAGCAGGAACACAUGAGUAUCUCUGGCAGCAGCGCCCGCCACAUGGUGAUGCAGAAGCUGCUGCGCAAGCAGGAGUCUACAGUGAUGGUUCUUCGCAACAUGGUAGACCCCAAGGACAUUGAUGACGACCUGGAAGGGGAGGUGACAGAGGAGUGUGGCAAGUUUGGUGCAGUCAACCGAGUCAUCAUUUACCAAGAGAAGCAGGGCGAGGAGGAGGAUGCAGAAAUCAUUGUCAAGAUCUUUGUGGAGUUUUCCAUGGCCUCAGAGACUCACAAGGCCAUCCAGGCCCUCAAUGGGCGCUGGUUCGCUGGCCGCAAGGUGGUGGCAGAAGUGUAUGAUCAGGAGCGUUUUGAUAACAGUGACCUUUCUGCGUGACCCUGGCCCUGUUCCCUGGACUUGCAUUGGCCCCUUGUUUCCUCUGGGUGACUGUGGGGCCAGGCCCCUCUGCCCAGCCCAGCCUGUAGUGUGCAUAAAGUUGCAGGUGCUGCUGGUCUUGA